This is a messenger RNA of Drosophila melanogaster (fruit fly), 1061 nucleotides long. RefSeq lists its product as uncharacterized. Gene Ontology annotation, cellular component: extracellular region. NCBI's taxonomy places the organism in Eukaryota, Metazoa, Arthropoda, Insecta, Diptera, Drosophilidae. The transcript has 3 exons. Bases 23 to 973 code for a protein of 316 amino acids. The record is from RefSeq and is marked reviewed.
CACAACUCUGGUUAUUUAUGCCAUGAUAAAGUGCAUCUGGCUGCUGUUCUCCACAUUAUAUAUUCAAGAUACAGGCGCUUCAGAUAAAUGGUGCAAAGCUGACCUGUGCCGAGGACAACACGUGCUCUGCGAUGACAAUGGAAAUUUUGAAUCCACUUGUCCCAAACAAGCCGCAGCCAUGGUGAAAAUGAGCUGGGAUAUGAUAGCCCUCAUCGUGGACAAGCACAAUGAAUAUCGCAACAAGUUCGCCGGCGGAAUGGAUCAGAAUCCGAAGGCGGCAAGGAUGACCACGAUCGAAUGGGAUCCGGAACUGGCCAAAGUGGCCGACGGUCUGGUACGUCGUUGUGAGCCAAUCCGAGAUCAGUGCGCCAUAACCCCAAAUUACGGUCAUGCGGAAGUCAGCUAUUCGCUGGAAAAGUACUUCUGCAUGACCACGAAAAAGGAGGCCCUGAGGAAGCAACUCGAUCACUGGUUUGACCCCAAUAGUAAAGAUGAAGUGCAGAAGCUGUUCUUCUCAUGGACUAAAAAUCAGCAGGAACUGUCCAAAAACUACUUUCAGGUAUUGAGGGAUCGAGCUAAUCGCGUGGGCUGCGCCAUAGUUGAGUAUGUUCGGCCAGCACUGGUCCACCAGUUGCUAAAGUGCGUCUACAACUGCGGAGUGAGUCUCUGUGAGGAGGAGGAUAAUCCCGUCUACGAGGACACCGACGAAGAAGCCGCUUCAGAGUGCAUGAAGGGAAGCAAUAAGCAAUACAAGAAUCUUUGCCACAAAGAUGAGCUCGUGAAGACCUGCAAUGGUGGCUCACUUUUCGUCGAACCUGAAAAUGAUUAUAACGAUGGUCAAGAAGAGAAUAUGGAAAACGAUUAUGAAUUCGAGACCACCGUGUUCACACUUCCAACGUACGAUCCAAACGAUGUGUUGCCAACGCUACCAGACAACCCAGAUUUAAAUUUCAAUACAAUAGUUAAGGACUAGGAUCGGGAAUAAACAAGUUAUUGAAAAGUUUUGACCCUAAAUAAAAUUUCAAUUCAUUCCGAUCCAAAUGAGAUGCACAACAGUGAGU